AUGUCUGAUUCCAGCGAAUCGUCGUUCAGUUUUUUAAUUAACUGGAAAUUUGGUUUAGCCGUAUCCGUUCCGUGUUUCGCGGUGGGUCUGGGCGUAACUUGGUACUAUUAUUUCAAAACACUCUCUAAUACUGAACUUUUGGACAAACUGGCCGUGACUACAAGUAUUGCUAAAAAAGAUAACGUUCAAAAACCGCCCGAAACCAACAAAAUCUAUCAGAAAGCCGUCCAAACAAAGGUUGGUACUUACCAAUUUUUUUUUUUUUUUUAGAGAAUCUAGGUUAAACAUAAGUGAACACGGUUUCAAUAAAAUAAUAUAUUUAAAAAAUACAUUAUAAAUACCUAAAUAGUAUAGAAUUGAUUCUUUUUUCCUCAGACACUAUUAGAAGGGAUCGAAAGUAUAAAAAAAGUGGGAAAUAUAGAAUUUUCAAAAGGAAAUUAUGAUGUUGCCAUAACAUAUUAUACACAUGCAAUAUUAAUGUGCCCAAGAGCAGAGGAAAUAGUUUUAUCAAUUCUGUUUCAAAAUCGAGCUGCUGCUUAUAAUAAAUUGGUAGGUAAAUUAAUGACUUUGGUCAGUUUUGUCAAGAAAAAACUGGUUUUUCUUUAAAUUUAAAUUAUAACAAUGGUAGUUAUUGUUUAUAUUAUAUUUUCAGAAUAAUAAUGAAAAUUGCUUGGCUGAUUGUAACAAAGCUCUGGCAUUAGUACCAACAUACAAAAAAGCGUUAUCUCGAAGAGCCAGAGUACUUUCAGAAUUAGGCAACUUUAAACUCGCUUUAGAAGAUAUUACAGCUGUGCAAAUGUUCGAUGAAUAUAAAAAUCAAGAUGACCUAAUAUUUGCAGAUAGUGUAACCAGCAGUUUAGGUGAUUACAAGAAUAAUUGUUAAUUUCUACAAAUAUUUGAAAUUGUAUAUCAUAAGUUAAUAUUAAUUUUUAGCUUAACUUUUUCCCUUAAUAUAGAACUAAAAAAUUUUUUUAUAAUAAAAAUUAGUUGUAAAAUUAUAAUUGCAAGAUUAGUUGUUAAUUUCAUUGAAAAUUGUAUUUAUACUAUAAUUUAAAAUUGUUUUUCAGCCAAGCAGAAUAUGGAAGAAUACAUAAAGGGCAAUCCUUUGAAUUUACCAUCAAAAACGUUUAUUGAUAAUUAUUUGAAAUCUUUCUGUGAUGUUCCAUUUUCUGACGAAUUUGCACUGACAUUAUUAAAAUCAGACAUAAAGUAAAUAGUAUUUAAUAUAAAUCAUAAUAUGCAUUUAUUAUCAUUUAAAGAUAAAUAAAUAGUUCUUAUUACAUAUGAUAAAUAUAUAAUACAAUGCAUGUAUUAAUUAAUUUAGUACAGGUUUGGAGUAUGCAUUAAAAUGUAUUCAGAAUCAAAAAUACGAAAACAUAGAAAAUGCGUGUCAAGAAGAAUUAAAGAAAACUGAUAAUAGUUUGAUUCGUAGAAGUUUGGCAUUAAACUUAUUAGCUACUUUUUGUAUACUGCGUGGGAAUAUUGUUGCUGGCAUUGAACAUCUUACUACUGUCAUCGAAAAUCUAAAUGUUCCUAACAAGGUAUAAUAAUAAAGUUUAUCUUUUUAUUGUUGUAAUUAAAAGAAAUAUCAUUUAUACAAAUUAUGGUUGGGCAAUUACAUCACAACAGAUAUCACAACUUGGAAGAUAACAUAUCACUUAAUAUGUAAAAUUGAUAAAAUACUUUAACUAUCUUAUUUAAACGUUUGAUAUCUUAUUUAUUGGAGCAUUUUAUUUUUUUAUUUUUUUUUUUAUUUUAUUAAUGUAGUUAUAUUUUUAAUAGUUGAUCAUAAAUUCUUUAAUAAAACGAGCAAUUGGUUAUCACCAACAAGAAGAAGUUGACAAAUGUUUUGAGGAUUUCAAACGGGCUGAAGCUAUUGAUCCCAAUAGUUCUGUAAUAUAUCACCACAGAGCUCAAGUAAUAUAUAAAGCAUAAGAAAACACUUUUAAAAAAUCAUUCUAUGGAAACAAAAAUCAUUGAAUUUUUUUUAGAUCUACUUAGAUGAAAUGUACACUGAGAAAGCGGUUGAAGAUUUCAAAAAAUCUAUGGAAUUAAAUCCAAAAAUUGUUUUGUAUAUUGUUCAAUAUUAUUUUGCUCAAUACCGUCAUGCCAAAAAAGUAUCAAAUGAAUUAGAUAUUGAAAAAUUCUUGGGAAAAUUGAAAGGAUUUGUGAUUAAAUACCCAAAUAUUGUAAACAGUUAUACAUUUUAUGCCCAGGUAGAAAAAUGUAGUAUGAAAUGUUGUAGUUUUAAAAUUAAAUAUGUAUACGUUUAGGCUCUGUCAGAAAAAGGAGCUUAUGAAGAAGCAGAUUUAUUGUUGAAAAAAGGGACAGAAAUUCAUCCAAACAACGCCUCUUUUUUAAUACUUAGAGGUAAUCUUAUGUUCUUUGAUUUCAAAAUUCUCAGGGUUAGUGUAGGUAGCAUAGUAUUACCUAUAAAAUGUAUAAAUAACAAGAAAUUUUAAAUAGGAUGUAGAGAUUAAUUUUCUCUGUUUUUUUUUUUUAUCACUUAGUAACUAUGAUAUACAAUGGAUUUUUUAUUAAAUUUUCAAGAAUUUUUGUUUAGUCCAAUGAUUUUUUCCACAUAGUACUUAUCAAGUAAAAAUUACAUUAAAGGUUCAUAUAAUUAAAAUGCCUGUAUAUAGCUCAAAAUUUGAAAUGUUUUAUUACCCCUAAAAAAAAAAACUUAAGUUUUUUGUCAUAAUUUCUUGUCUGAAUAUUUUUAAUAAGUUGAAAGUAAUUAAACUAUUUUUGUACAAUUUUGUGUUCUUUCCAUGAUUUUUUUCGGUUUUACUUGAUUCUUAAUAAACUACAGGGAAUAUCAAAAAAAGGUUUUUGUACUCACCAACUAAUUAAAAAUGGCAUAAAAAAAGUUGGUAGUUUUUCUAUUGGAGCAAUAUCUCUGGUAGAAAACAUACUGUAAAAUGUGAAAAUAAAGGAAUGGUAAUGGUAUAAAUUUAUCAGUUUUCAGUUUUGUCUUUUUAGGUUAUUUCCUAAUUAUUAUGAAAAUCUCUUGUAAAUUCAAAAAAUGACCUCUCUAAUGCACCAACUAGCUAAAAUUUAGUUUAAAAAAUGCCCUACUCUUGGUAAGUUAAAUUAUGAUUUCUUUUCAAAAAGGUGUUUAAUGACCAAAAACAAUACAUAAUAAAACCAAUAGAUAUCUUAUUACACUCCAAAUCUAAAAUGCUGAAAAACAUAUUUAUAGUGCCAAAUCACCAUUAUAGAUAUAUACAAUUUUAUUGAUUGAACAAAUUCUUCUUAUAUUAAAAUGAAAAGAAAAAUUUUGAUAAGGUUUCUAAAUUAUCGAAUUACACCAUAGACAAAUGUGACUAGAGUAAAGUUACAGGGGUAGAUGGAAUAGAGUGGGUAUGUCAAUGCCAAAUAAUCAAUAUUUUAUUAACUACUCUAACCAGUAAGUUUUUACCUUAUAAUUAUUAUUAAAGUAGUCUGACUUCUUAAUAUUGUUGUUUACUUUCAUGUGCUUGUAUUAUACAAUUGUUUGCUAUUAAUAUUUAAAAAUAUUAAAAAUCAAUAUAUAACAUUAACCAUAUUUAUAUUUACUAGUAAAAAAAGUAUAGAAAACUAUAGAUAAAUGAGGUAAAAUUGAAAAAAGAAUUAUUUUCUAUAAUAUGGAUAUAAUACAAUUCAGUAUUUUAUAGAAAAUAUCCUGGAAAAUUGAGGGAUUUUGAAAUCUAACAUCUAUAGCAACCCUAACUCUACCUUUCUGUAUAAAUUAACUAGCUUACAACAAAUUAAUUGUUUUGUUUUUCAGCAUUGAACUUAUUAUCUUGGAAAAAUAGUAUACCUGAUGCAUUUAAUCUCCUUGAACAAGCAUUAAACAUUGAUCCAAAAUAUCUUCAUGCGUAUAAAACACUUGGAUUACUUAACAUGAGAAUGUAAGAUAUUAAAAAAAAUGUAUAUAUUUAUUAUAUAUUAUUUGUGUUUGUGUAUUUUAGUGAAAAAUUAAAAGAAGCUGUUGAUUAUUGGGAGAAAGCCAUACCUCUGUCUAAAUCAGAAAAAGAACUGUUAAAAAUAUUUUCGGUGAGGGAUUCAGUACUGGCCCAAUUAGCAGUAGUUGAACGUUUUGAGAUAACACUUCCUGAAGUUGUUUUGUUACCCACAAUACAAUGAAAACAAUAAAAAACAUUUAUCUCUAUUAUGGACAAGAUUAUAUUUUUUUUUUCUCUUUUUAACUUCCUGGUUUUUAGUAUAUUAAAAAGUACUGUCACCUUUUAUAGGGAUAGUAUUGUUUGAUAAUUAUUUUAUUUACUAUAAAUAUUGAGUUCUAUUAUAUUGACUAUCUUUGUUUAAUGAAUGUGAUCACUAAUUAUUUACAUGGGUUCGUAUAAACUAUUACAACCACUUUGAACACUGUUAAAAAUAUUAUUUCAUAUUUAUAUUGUUUAUUUAUUAAUGCCAAACAGAAAUUUUGUUUGUAGAUAACCAUAAUACAUACUUUAAUAUAUUGAGAUUAUUCAUGAAGAAAUAUUGUGGACAAAAAUGUUGAUUGUUUAAAGUUCUAAAAUAUAAAAAUAUAAAUGAAUAUGGGUAAUAGUAAUAGUUAAUAAUAAUAGAGCUGAAAGUUAAUUGAAUAAUUAUUCAUUCAAAUAAUCUUUAUUAUCAUGGCUGAAUAUAUUAUACAAUUAUAAUACAUUUAACCAUGUUUAUUAUUUAAUUCAAAUAAUACUACUAUCUAUAAAAAGAUUAUUCAAAUAAAUUAUUCAAUAGUUAGUAUAAAUAAUCAAAUAUUAUUUGAUAGUACAGUUUAUUCAUUACCACCAAUCACUAGUUUGUCUCUGUUGUAAAUUAGCAUAAAAUAUUUUAAGACUCAUAUUGUAAAGGUUGGAAAGGUAGUAGAGGGGAAAUUUAAUAUAUAACUAUAAGGAAUGAUUCUUUCUGAAAAAAUUCAAUAAAAUUCUUAACAAUAAUUCAAAUAAUGUAAAAAUUGCUUUUAAGACUAAUUAUAAUUUAAUCAAACAUACAAACAAUAUAACUAAAAGCUCCACAAAAUAUUCCCCUUCUUUUGAAAAUACUGGUUUAUUUAAAUUUAAAUGUAACUGUAAUAAAUUUUAUGUAGUUAAGACAAAUAGAAAUUUUAAAAUAAGAUAUAAAGAACACAUUUCUAAAAUAAAAUUUAAAAAGAUCGCCCCUAAUUAAAAUUUCUGGAUAAUACACCAGGUGAUUCAUUAAUUUAUUUUAUUUUGAUAUAUAAAUUUUGUAUUUAUAUAUUUAUUUAUUUUAUUUACAUAUACUAUUGAUAUACAAUAUGAAUAAGGUUUGUCCCAAAACACUUCUUUGUGGUACCUACUUCACAAGUAAUCAACAAGUCAUUGCCUGUAAUACCAUUUAUUUUGACUUUUUGUUUCCUUUUGACUAGAUAACUCUUAAACCAUUUUAAACUUGAAUUUUUUAUUAAAAACAUUUUAAUUUGUACAGUAAAAAACUAAAAAUAGUUUUUCUUUUAUUACUUGAUUUAAAAAUUUCUAUCAAUAUAAGUUGGAGCAAAAUUGUUGGUAGAAAAGUUGUGCACACGAAAAAAAGGCCGUAAUAUAUUUUAACUAAUACCGACAUUUCUUUUAUUUUCCCGUUUUUUUUUUCGGUUUUACAAAUUUUAAAACUCUUCAGAAAAUUAAAAAAUAACCACCAAUAGUACCUCCCCACAACAAUUCCCUUUCAGAAAAGGUGUUCUUCUGGUAGAAAAGUUGUCAACAUAUAAACAAAAUAAUAAUGAAUAAUAAUGAGAUUACAUCAUCAAUUUUUGCUAAGUAAAAAAGAAUUAUUUAGAAAUUGACACUAUAUUUUAAAUUCAGAUGAAAAUUUCAUUUUUGUAGGAGUUUACAUGUAUAGCCAGAAAUAAGCAGCACUGGCAUAGAAUAUAACUAUAAUGAAAAAAAAAACAAUGGAGAUCGGUAGAAAUACCUAAAUACCUAUAAGUUAGGUUAAUUCGGCAAAAUUAUUAAAAAUAUAAAUUAUAAGUUCUAUACAAAUUAUAUAAUAUAUUAAUAAUGAUGCAUCAUGUUCAUUGUAACUAUCAGUUUUCUCAUCAAAUGCAGAAAACCAAAAAAAAAACGGGGAAAAUGUACGAAAUAUAUUAGUAAAAUAUUACGAUUUUUUUUACUUCUUAACAACUUUUCUACCAGCAAUUUUUCCCAAUUUACAAUGAUAGCAUUUUUUCUGAAAUAAAAUCUGACUGGCAAGUUACCUUAGGGAAGUAAUUUUUCGAUUAUCCCAAGAGUUUUCCCAGCAAAUGUGAAAAAUAGAGAACAAAUAUGGGAAAACCGGGAAAAAACGUAGACAAAUGGGAAAAUCGGUACAAUAUUAAACAAAUAUUAUUAAAGAAAAUAUAUUUAAUUAUGUUUCUAUAAUAUGACAUACAUAUUAUUGCAAAUGACUAUCAACUAAACUCCGCUUAGAAUCGUUUUUAAUAAGCAAUAGUUUAUCUUUACUUACAAAUACAAAUUAAUUUCCCCUCUAUAUUCUACAUUCCCAACUACUCACUUACAAGUGGCUGCACCAUGAAUGUCAGUCUUUUUUUAGGUUGACUUUAAAAUACUUUUAAGUUAAUCAAUUAUACAUUUGAAUGUAGACAAACAAAAUUGGUAAAUAAAUUCGAAGGGAGGGGGUCUAUGUUCUAAGAAAUAGGGUUUUUUUUUUAUUAGCUUUGGGGUGCCUUUUAGUCAAAUCCUGCUCUGAGUGUCCCUGUACUGCCUUCAUACACUACUUGUGUAUACAAUUAUUAAUUACACUACUUAAGUGGAUGCCAUGUUUUUUGCCAAAUAUUACCUUUCUCGUUUUACCAAAAUCCUUUUUCGAAAAUAUAAUAAACUAGUUUUCUCUUUUUGCCAUAAUUAAAAUAAUUAAAUGCACUCUUUUCAACUACGUACCUUGAUCAACAUUUUAGGAGUUAUUUAUCAAAAUUAUUUACGUUUGAUGCUUGUUUAUUAAUUUAUUAUAACUUCAGUAUUUUUCAUUAGUUAUAUAAAAUAUUUUAAUAAAGCUAUUUAACCUAGUAAACCAGUUAUCUAAAGAGCACCUUAAAGAACAAAUAAACAAAAUAUAAUGUUAUAACUUAGACCAAUGCUUCUUAAACUGUGGUACACGUACCUCUUAGGGCUACUCGAAAUUUAGGGGUACAAGUUUGGCCAACAAACCUUUAAAUUAAAAUAUAGGAAAAAUCCGAUAAAAAUAAAACUAGUAUUUAAUCGUUUCAUUUGUCAUUGCCGGAAAUAAUAUCUUGCGUCGUUACCGUGAACAACGCGCGUGUGUAUGCGUUAUCGGCUUAUCGCGUGCUAUGAGAAUGAUAUACCAUAUAACCAGUAUAAUAUUAACGAUUAACUGGCACGUGUGUACGGACGUACACAAAUAUAAAUAAGACAUAUACAUGUCAAUAGAACACUGGUUAUCUUGUGGAAAUACCCAAACUAACGCAGUUCGUCUGCGGCGGUGAAAUAUCAACGUAAGCUGUAUCACUACAGUAGUAUUGCCUGUUAUUACAAGCUCGCUCACAGUAUUGUGUUGCGUAAUGUUUUGUGUUGUUAUGCAGAAACACAAUCCUAUUCAAACAAUUGUUCAGGCCUGUUGACUCCGUUUAUAGAAUUUUGUUUGAAAAAUCAGUACAGUACUUAAAUAUAAUAUAGUAAUUAUAUUAUUUUGUAUAUAAGUUAAAUAAUUAUUUUUAUUGUAAAAUCACUAUAAUUUAUAAUAAAAAUUAACAAUGGCUCAUAAAUAAAAAGCCUCGUGAGGAUGAUGAUCAAAAUCCUGGGCCAUCAACUUUACAAAAUAUAAGUAGACCUGAAUGUUUUGAUACUAAUGAGCAGCACAAGGGAAAAAUUAAAAAACUUGAAAAGUUGACAAAUGUCUUUAAAACUAAAAAAAGGAAAUAUGACGAGUUUUAUUUAAAAUUAGGUUUUACUUGGACUGGAAGCUUAGACGAGCCUAAUCUACAGUGCGUUGUUUGUUCUAAAAUAUUAUCAAACAAUUCUGUGAAACAAUCAUUUUUAAAACGCCAUUUAGAAAGUAAACAUACAAAUUUAGUAAAUGAGGAGUUACAGUACUUUGAACGUCUAUUAGAAGAUCUUAAAAAUAUGAAAAACUGCAUAAAACAGUUUUCUGCUGCAGAACAAAAUGAAAAGGCACUAAAAGCUUCUUAA
Molecule: messenger RNA, 8147 nt
Organism: Cinara cedri
Lineage: Eukaryota; Metazoa; Arthropoda; Insecta; Hemiptera; Aphididae
Source: the annotation of a GenBank genome assembly